AUGGCAGCGGCGGGCGACAGGAGCGAGCGCGGUGCCGGGAAGGAGGGUGAGAGGCGACCUGGUGGAAAUGCAGGCGGCGGAACGAGCGGGACUGACGCGGAAGAGUCGAGAGUCUACAUCGUCCGGUUCCGCACAGCGCCCCCUGUCACCGCAUACACCGGUGGAUUUGAGGGCCUCAGCCCCACCGCCGUGUCGUCACAAGGCCGCGGGAGAGGCAAGUCUGGGCGGUAUCGUUUGGACUCUAGUGAUAAGCGGGUGGUGGCGUACUCGCAGCACGUGCAGGCGAUGCAAGACGCGGAGUUGACACGUGGCGGAGUGGAUGCGAGGAAGCAGAAGCUGUACAGUUACACGUUUGCGCUCAACGGAGCAGCAGUGCGCCUCACCCCCGCGCAGGCGGCUGCGCUGCGCAAGCAGGCGGGCGUGUCGGCGGUGUCGGCGUCCGCGCGACUGCAUGCGCGCACCACGUACACGCCGUCGCUGCUGGGAUUGCGCAACCGCAUGUGGCGGUGGCAGGACGGGCGGGGCAGGGUGCUCAAGGGGGAGGACGUGAUCGUGGGCGUCAUCGACACGGGCGUGUGGCCCGAGAACCCCGCCUUCACUCACCACGUCUCUCCACCAUAUGGCCCCGUUCCCGCGCGGUGGAAGGGGGGGUGCGGCAAGGAGAAUGCAGGGGACUUUCCGGCACGGCUGUGCAACGGCAAGCUGGUGGGCGCCAAGUACUUCAUGAAGGGCUUUGCGGCGGACGACCCGGUGGACUGGCGCUCCGACUACGCGUCGCCCAGGGACGUCGUGGGCCACGGCACGCACACCUCCAGCACGGCAGCAGGCAACCAGUGGAACCAAGUGACCCUGGGCAACGUGACGUUCGGCACAGCCAGUGGGGUGGCGCCCAGGGCCCGCGUGGCCAUCUACAAGGUGGUGUGGGCGGGCAAGGACGGGAGCUACAGCGCGGACACGGCGGACGUGGUGGCGGCCAUAGAGGCGGCGAUAGCGGACGGCGUGGACGUGGUGAGCCAGUCGCUGGGCAAGAUGUUCUCGUCGCCCUUCGACGCCGACGAGAUCGCCUUCCUGCACGCCGCUCAGGCGGGCAUCUUCACGGCCGUGGCGGCGGGCAACAUGGGCGGGCAGCUGCUGAGCAUGCUGGACCACCCCGCGCCGUGGUACACCACCGUCGCCGCCAGGUCAGGCCCUCUCGCCACCCACUGCUCCUCCUGCUCUCCCUGCUCGCGCCAUGCGCGUGCCGCCAAUAGCAUCCAUGCCGCUCUCACUCUGGCGUGCAGACCCCAUGCGCUGCUGCACCGCGCCAGCACCCCAACAUGUGCCCUGCCACACACACACACACGCACAUGUGCGCGCUGUGCCAUCAGCCGUCCUCUUCGCCCCCUUUCCUCUCAUGUCAUCCGCGCCCUCCCCCUUGUCCCCCGCAGCGAUACUGGGCGGCGCUAUGCCACGAAGCUCACGGUGGCGGGCAACCGCACGUUUGUGGGGCUCUCCUUCGUGGGCCACCCGCCUCUCACCACAGCCGCGCCUGCUGUGUUUCCCCUCGUGGAAGGGGAGGCAGCAGUGGCUGCAGGGCAAUCCAAAGCGCGGGUAAGAAGGCAGGGUGCGGCGGGUGGGGGCGAUGGUCGACCCAUCGCACGGCAGGCGCGCUAUUGCAAGGCGGGGUCCCUGGAGCCUGGCAAGGUGAAGGGCGCCAUCCUCAUCUGCAUCCGCCCCGACUCAGACAACCUCGACAUUGACAGGGCAACUGACACGCUGCCAAUGAGCCGUGUGGCGGCUGCUAACGGGGCAGCGGGCGUGGUGAUCAUCAACGCAGCUCCCAAGAUGGGCACAGCCGCUGUCAUGCAUCCCAUCCCGGCAUGCCACUUGAACGUGUGGGCCCUGCAGCCCCUUCUGACGCUGCUGCGCAGUACGACGAGCCCCCUGGGCUCCCUGUCCCCUGCUCUGACAGUGUACAGCGAUGCCCCCACACUCGCAGCCUUCUCCUCCAGGGGCCCCGUGGAAGACCUGGAUGGGGCGGCAGGGCGCGCCUUUGGGCGGCAGUUAAACGACGUGGUGAAGCCAGAUGUGGCGGCGCCGGGGGUGGAGAUAUGGGCGGCGUGGACGCAGUCUGUGAAGCAGGACGCGCUCAGUGCCAUUGCCCCCGGUCAGACCCACCUCCCUCUCAACUCGCACCUUACUGUGCCAGGCGCACUGGCAGGGGUGCACCAACCUCGCAAUGGGCAUGCUCACGUUUUCAUGUGCAAAUCUGAAUCAUCAGCGUCUAGUUGCCCCUGGGUUGCGGGGCGCGCUGGCGCGCUUAGCAGCGGGGCGCGCUUAGCAGCGGGGCUCGCUAGCGCGCUUCGCAGUGGGGCGCGCUGGCGCGCUGGGCUGCGGGGCGCGCUGGCGCGCUGGGCUGUGGGGCGCACUGGCGCGCUAGGCUGCGGGGCGCGCUGGCGUGCUUAG
Messenger RNA from Closterium sp. Naga37s-1, 2445 nucleotides. The record is from the annotation of a GenBank genome assembly. NCBI's taxonomy places the organism in Eukaryota, Viridiplantae, Streptophyta, Zygnematophyceae, Desmidiales, Closteriaceae.